Molecule: messenger RNA, 1338 nt
Organism: Pecten maximus
Lineage: Eukaryota; Metazoa; Mollusca; Bivalvia; Pectinida; Pectinidae
Exons: 2
Coding region: 183-554 (123 amino acids)
Source: RefSeq, a predicted model, not a curated record
UUGUGGCUUGUUGUGCAAUGCAUUGAAUUUCACCACGGCUUUAAACUAGGAAUCUACUGUGUAUAAAAGGACCAGUGUUUUGGGGCACUGGUACCAGACCUAUCAGGAUAAUCGAAACCUGAAACAAGGCGGGACUUGACCUGACAGUAAACAUUUCGUCUUUAGGCCUCUCAAAACGAACCAUGUCUGACUUGUCUGACAAAGAAGCUAUCCGUCUGUGCAGAAGCACGACGACGAUUGAAACUAUUGUGGACUUGACAAGACACUCUAGCCCACAAGUUCGACAGUCCGCCCUGAAAGAAAUGUGUCCUUGCAGGGUCAAAAAGGACCACGAAGAUUUCUGGAAACGCGUACUUGAAAUGGUCGACGACGAGGCAUCAAACGUCCGCUUCCAGGUACUACACACGCUGUGUGACGGGUCCCCAGCCCACCUGGAAUUCGACGUUGCCGAGGCACUUGACAGGUUCAACAGGGAUUCUGACCGCAAAAUCCGCAGAACAGCUCACAGGGUCCUUACAACUUACUGGAAGACCGGCAAGUGGAACGUCCUAUAAACACUUCUGGUACGAGUCUCCUACACUCCACUGUGCGCCGUUAAAAGUUACCCCAUUUCUUCCCCGGUACAAUGCCAGGGACAGGGUUACAUGGUUUCGGGGCACUAGGACGAAGUACCCCCGGUACAGACGUGCCAGGUACCGGUUCAACAGAAAAAGGUACAAAGUAACAUUGGACCGACACACGAGGACGAAGUACCCCCGGUACAGACGUGCCAGGUACCGGUUCAACAGAAAAAGGUACAAAGUAACCUUGGACCGACACACGAGGACGAAGUACCCCCGGUACAGACGUGCCAGGUACCGGUUCAACAGAAAAAGGUACAAAGUAACCUUGGACCGACACACGAGGACGAAGUACCCCCGGUACAGACGUGCCAGGUACCGGUUCAACAGAAAAAUGGUACUAAGUAAGCGAGGACUGACACACGAGGUCAAAGUAACCCGGGUACAGAGCGUACCAGGUACCCAGAUUAAAAGAUCAUGCACUAGGACCAAGUUAGCACACUAUGUACCGUCCACGUAUCGUACAACAGAAUGGGUCCACAUGGAACAGACAUAUAGUAAGAACAAAACCAUACCACGGAAAAUGUACUUCUCCGAAGAGUUUUAGUUCCAACUAUACAGUGGACAACAAUGCCUUGUCUGACUUUUAAUUUCUAAUAUCGAUCUUGGAUUUGAAUCGAUGUUUGCCACCUUUAACUAGUCGUCCUAUUCUCGUGUUGUUGUUUACAAACUUUAGUUGCAUUAUCAUAUUUAUGCAAAAUAAAGUAUUAAUGACAUU